AAAACUUAAAAAAAACACAGCCAUUACUUUUCACUGUUCACACUUUCCUCUUCAAUUCAUCUCUCACCAACACUCUCUCUCCCCCCUUUGAGAUCUCGGAAACCCUAACCCUAAUUUCUCCGAGACCCUUGCCGCGAUCGAUGGCCGUUGCCCCUGGGGUCGCGGCCCGAGCCCUAGCCCUAGCCGUGGCCAUCGUCCUCCUCGCAUCCCGGGCCGCUUCCAACUCCGAGGGCGACGCGCUGUUCGCCCUCCGCCGGAGCCUAUCCGACCCCGACAACGUUCUCGAGAGCUGGGAUCCCACGCUCGUCAACCCUUGUACCUGGUUCCACAUCACCUGCAACCAGGACAACCGCGUCACCAGAGUGGACCUGGGAAAUUCAAAUCUGUCAGGCCAUUUAGUAUCUGAACUUGGAAAGCUUCAACAUUUGCAGUAUCUGGAGCUUUACAAAAACAACAUUCGAGGGACAAUCCCAGCAGAACUUGGUAAUCUAAAGAGCCUGAUUAGCUUGGAUUUGUAUAACAACAACAUUUCAGGGACUAUACCUCCAACAUUAGGCAAACUGAAGUCUUUAGUAUUCUUACGGCUCAAUGAUAAUCAAUUAAGUGGGCCGAUCCCAAGGGAACUUGUUGGAAUUUCCAGUCUCAAAGUUGUAGAUGUCUCAAGCAACGAUCUUUGCGGGACGAUUCCCACCUCUGGGCCUUUUGAACACAUCCCCUUGAACAACUUUGAUAAUAAUCCCCGUUUGGAAGGUCCUGAGUUGCAAGGGCUUGCAACCUAUGAUACAAACUGCUAGACAGUGUACCGGGGGUUGUCAUAACGCUCUGCCGAAUGGCUAGGGAAUAUUUAUGUAUUGGUUUUGGAGUUCAGUCUAGGCCAUUAUGUAAAUCUUACUUUGUAGUUGUCAGCGUCAUAUUUGUAAUGCAGAAAAGACUGCUGCUUGAUGUUGUGCGUGGAUGGCUGGGUGAAUGUUUUCCUUAUACUGCUGCUACCUGGGAUUACAAUAAAAUGUAGACCAAUCUGAUUCUAGAAACUUUUUGAGCAUACAUUGCUGUAUGUCUUAUGGAUGCAGUUGCAGUAGUCCGAGUGUU
Messenger RNA from Phoenix dactylifera (date palm), 1089 nucleotides. RefSeq names its product leucine-rich repeat protein 1-like. NCBI's taxonomy places the organism in Eukaryota, Viridiplantae, Streptophyta, Magnoliopsida, Arecales, Arecaceae. The record is from RefSeq and is a predicted model, not a curated record.